Scaptodrosophila lebanonensis is the source of this 698-nucleotide messenger RNA. RefSeq lists its product as uncharacterized. Lineage: Eukaryota; Metazoa; Arthropoda; Insecta; Diptera; Drosophilidae. The record is from RefSeq and is a predicted model, not a curated record. The coding region runs from base 56 to 463 and encodes 135 amino acids. The transcript has 2 exons.
GUACACUACAAUGCAAUCCAGUUGAAGCUGGCCAAUCGCCGCAUUGGGUACGGAUAUGACACCAUCCAGGUAUAACCUAUCUUUCAUGAUUCAGCUGCUGUUACCACUUCUUAAUGUGCAGGGGAUGGAGAGCGCAACCACAACAAUCCCUUCAGCUGCAUCGAAGAUAUCUUUGAAGAGCACGUUGCCCCUACUCCUGAGCCACGCAGUGGCCAAUGAACAACCAGUGGCGGUGCUGGAGAUCUUUGGAAAUAAUGAGAAGAGUUCACAUCGUGGCUAUCCUGUCGCAGUGUUAAAAAUUUUCAACAACGAUGUCGUAGGCAAUUAUUUAAACAGUCUGCGACCCAAAGCUGUUGUGGGUCCUAGAAGCGGAGCAGUACCGCUUACCCUAGACAUGCAAGGAAUGCGCCUGCAGCUGCGUCCAUCUGGUAGCGGUGCGGGUGGAGGAAGCCUCCUGCACUGACCUUAAGGGUUAAUGGAUCAGCACCAACAAAAACAACGAUUUAUAUGUACAAGAAUGUUUAUCUGAAAAGCUUCAUGAUGCAUUUUAUGUUAAGUUGUAGCCCUAAUUUUAGAAACAGAAUGUUCUAUUAUGAUUCUUGAGCUACCAAUAUUUUUGGGUAUCUGUAUUGCAUGCUAUAGCCAAGAUUUGCUUUCCAAGAAAUAAAACAACAACGUCAUAAUGUGUAUUGUAAAUA